AUGAGUGACGAAUAAAUUGAAUAACCAAAUGAUGAAAAUCAAGAAUAAUAAAAUGAUCAAGACCCUUUGCCAGAAUAGAAUGAGGAGUAGGUCGGGGAUCCUGAAUAAACAGAACAACCAGCGUAGCCUCAGGAGGAAGAGCCAGAAAUGCCACCAGAAGAGGACGAAGAAACUAGACGGUUACGAUUAGAGAGAGAAGAAUAGGAAAGAAAAGAGAGGGAGGAAAGAGAGGAGCAGGAAAGAAAGGAAAGAGAAGAAAGAGCGGAAUAGGAAAGAAUUGCUAGAGAGGAAUAUGAGGCUAAAUUGAAAGAAGACACUGCAAAAUUUAAUGAAUUAGUUUUAUAAGGAAUUUCAGGAUUGAGCAAAACUCAAACUGUUUAUGCGUAUAUGAAAUUAAAUCUAGCCGAAAAGGACAUAGAUAGGAUAUUUUAGAUUAAUCAUUUGAAUCUCAGAUAUAUUGAUAUCUCAUAAAAUAGAAUUGUGGAUAUUACAAAUAUAUUGCCUUUAAAAUAUUUGGUUUCACUAAAUGCUUCGAAGAAUGAGAUUAAUAGUCUCUCCUAUUUUAAGGACCCUGAAGCAUUCCCCUACCUACAAUACUUGAAUCUCUCUACAAACAAAAUCAAUACUCUUGUUACACUCUCACUCAAGAGAUUGAGGAGAUUGAAUUUAAUCGAAAAUGAAAUUACUACUGCAAAUGAAUUUGAGGGACAUGAAAAUAUUGAAAUCCUUGAGUUAGGAAAAAACAAACUGAAAACUACAGAUGGAUUAGCAAAUAUGCCAUAAUUGAAAGAACUCUAUUUGUAAGGCAAUGAACUUAAAGAUUUUAGAUCUCUCAAUAAUCUACCAUCUUUAUUAAAAUUAAAUAUAAGAGCAAAUAAGAUUACAAAAAUUAAAACUCCUGUUAUAGAAUUCCCACAAUUAUAUUAUCUGAAUCUUAGAGAGAAUUAAUUAGCUAAAUUUGAUGACUUUAAAAAGAUUGCCAAAAUCAGAACAAUAACAACUCUCAACAUGUUGGCAAAUCCAAUUGUGGAUGAGAUGGGUGCUGAUAAUUUCAAAUAAGAGAUCCUAAUGUUUUAUUUCCAUUUGGUUCGAAUAAAUAAAGUAGACAUAACUAAAGAAGAUUAUGAUGAAGCAGCUAGAGUGUUGUAAGAAAGAAGAGAUGAGGAGGAAAGGAAAAGAAUUGAAGAGGAGUAGGCAAGAGAGGAGGCUAGAUUGGCAGAGGAAGCAAGAUUAGCAGAGGAGGCAAGGUUGGCUGAGGAGGCACGUUAGGCAGAGGGAGCAAAAGAAGGAGAGGGAGCAAAAGAAGGAGAAGGAGCUAAUGAAGUUGCUGAAUGA
Paramecium tetraurelia is the source of this 1335-nucleotide messenger RNA. RefSeq lists its product as uncharacterized. The transcript has 3 exons. Lineage: Eukaryota; Ciliophora; Oligohymenophorea; Peniculida; Parameciidae. The record is from RefSeq and is a predicted model, not a curated record. Gene Ontology annotation, molecular function: protein binding.